This is a messenger RNA of Chionomys nivalis (European snow vole), 6678 nucleotides long. RefSeq names its product leptin receptor (gene Lepr). The coding region runs from base 516 to 4007 and encodes 1163 amino acids. The record is from RefSeq and is a predicted model, not a curated record. Gene Ontology annotation, cellular component: external side of plasma membrane; membrane. The transcript is spliced from 19 exons. Gene Ontology annotation, biological process: cytokine-mediated signaling pathway. Gene Ontology annotation, molecular function: cytokine receptor activity; protein binding. Lineage: Eukaryota; Metazoa; Chordata; Mammalia; Rodentia; Cricetidae.
CCAGCACCUCCAGAUCCAGCGACACAGAACCCAGGCAUUCCCUGCUUCGCAUCACCCCGCGACACAGGCGGGACCCCAUUUCCGUUCUGAAUCCCUGACACGGGACCGCCCAGGACUGCGCAGCAGGACGCAGCAGGUCUGGGGACCAGGGCUGUUGAUUUGGGCGGCACCUGCGAAGGGCUGUGUAACUUCUCCAGGCCUCCUGCCACUUUGGAAACUGCCUGGGACUGCGACAGCAACCCCUUAAGCCCCGCGGGGCGAGAGAGGGUGGGUUGGUUUGAAAGACACAAGGGAAAAAAAAUGUGUUGUGGGGCGGGUUUAGUUUCCCACCCUCUUCCCUUUCCCCGAGCAAAUUAAAAACAAAACAAAUAGAAAAGCCAGCCGGCCAGCCAACCAAAGCCCCAAGCCGAGCCCCAGCCGAAGCACUCCUUUAAAAGGAUUUGCAGCGGUGAGGAAAAAACCAGAUCGGACCGAGGAAUCCUGCUGCAAACUCAGGUGUACAUCUCUGAAGUAAGAUGAUUUGUCAGAAAUUCUAUGUGGCUUUGUUACACUGGGAAUUUCUUUAUGGGAUAGCUGCACUUCACCUGUCAUAUCCAGCUGCUCCCUGGAGAUUUAAGUUGUUUUGUGCACCACCAAACACAACAGGGGACGCCUUUCUCUCACCUGCCGGAAUCCCAAAGAGUGCUUCGGCUUUGAGUGGGGGUUAUGAAGCAGAUGUCGAAGCUAGCUUUAAUGCAAGUGGUGUCUACGUGUCUGAGUCAUCCCAAACCGUUUUCCACUGUUGCUUUGGGACUGAGCUAGGUACAAAUUGCUCUGUGCUAGCAAGUAAAACCGAAGGGAAGAUGCUGGCUUCAACAGUAAAGGCUUUAGUCUUUCGCCAGCUAGGUGUAAACUGGGACAUCGAGUGCUGGAUGAAAGGGGACUUGACCUUAUUCAGUUGUCACAUGGAGCCGUUGCUUAAGAACCCCCUCAAGAAUUAUGACUCUAAGGUCCAUCUUUUAUAUGAUCUGCCUGAAGUCACAGAUGAUUUGUCCCGGGCCCCCUCGAGAGACAGUUUCCAGGCCCUGCAGUGCAACUGCAGUGUUCGGGGCUGUGACUGCGAUGUGCCAGUGCCAAGAGCCAAACUCAACCACUCUCUUCUGAUGUAUUUGGAAAUGACAUCUGCCAGUGUCACUUUUCAGUCCCCUCUGAUGUCAGUGCAGCCCUCACUUGUUGUGAAGCCUGAUCCACCGAUAGGUUUGCAUAUGGAAAUCACAGAUGAUGGUAAUUUAAAGAUUUCUUGGGACAGCCCAACAGAGGCCCCGUUUCCACUUCAAUAUCAAGUGAAAUAUUCAGAGAAUUCUACAGUUACAAGAGAGGUUACUGAAGUUGUUUCGACUCCGUCCCUUCUGGUGCACUGUGUGCUUCCGGGAUCUUCUUACCAAGUUCAGGUGCGGAGCAAGAGGCUGGACGACUCAGGAAUCUGGAGUGACUGGAGUUUGCCUCGAAUCUUUUCCAUACAAGAUGUCAUGUAUUUUCCACCCAAAAUUCUGGCAAGUGUCGGAUCGAACGCUUCCUUCCAUUGCAUCUACAAGAAUGAAAACCAAAUUAUUUCCUCCAAACAGAUAGUUUGGUGGAUGAAUCUAGCCGAGAAAAUCCCUGAAAUCCAGUAUAGCGCGGUGAAUGACCGUGUUAGCAAAGUUACUUUUUCCAACUUGAAAGCCACCAGACCCCGCGGGAAGUUUGCCUAUGACGCAGUGUACUGCUGCAGUGGGCAGGAGUGCCACCAUCGCUACGCUGAGUUAUAUGUGAUCGAUGUCAAUAUCAAUAUAUCAUGUGAAACUGACGGGUACUUAACUAAAAUGACUUGCAGAUGGUCACCCAGCACAAUCCAAUCCCUUGUGGGAAGCACUGUGCAGUUGAGGUAUCACAGGAGCAGCCUGUAUUGUUCUGAUAGUCCAUCUAUUCAUCCUGCAUCUGAGCCCAAAAAUUGCAUCUUGCAGAGGGAUGGAUUUUAUGAAUGUGUUUUCCAGCCGAUCUUUCUAUUAUCUGGCUACACAAUGUGGAUCAGGAUCAACCAUUCUUUAGGCUCACUUGACUCUCCACCCACGUGUGUCCUUCCUGACUCUGUAGUAAAACCACUACCUCCAUCUAGUGUGAAAGCAGAGAUUACUAUAAACAUUGGAUUAUUAAAAGUAUCUUGGGAAAAGCCUGUCUUUCCGGAGAAUAAUCUUCAGUUCCAGAUUCGAUAUGGCUUAAAUGGAAAAGACAUACAAUGGAAGACGCACGAUGUAUUUGAUGCAAAAGCAAAGUCUGCCAGCCUGCCGGUGCUGGACCUCUGUGCUGUCUACGUGGUACAGGUGCGCUGCAGGCGGCUGGAUGGAUUUGGGUACUGGAGUAAUUGGAGCAGGCCCGCCUACACGCUUGUCAUGGAUGUAAAAGUUCCUAUGAGAGGACCUGAAUUCUGGAGAAUAAUGCAUGGGGAUGUUACUAAAAGAGAGAGAAAUGUCACCUUGCUUUGGAAGCCCCUGAUGAAAAACGACUCCCUGUGCAGUGUGAGGAGGUAUGUGGUCCAGCAUCGUACUGCCCACAACGGGACGUGGUCAGAAGAUGCAGGAGAUCAGACCAAUCUCACCUUCCUGUGGGCAGAGCAAGCGCAUACGGUUACCGUUCUAGCCGUCAAUUCCAUCGGUGCUUCGCUCGCAAAUUUUAAUCUAACGUUUUCAUGGCUGAUGAGUAAAGUGAGUGCCGUGCAGUCACUCAGUGCUUACCCCCUCAGCAGCAACUGUGUGAUCGUUUCCUGGACGCUGGCACCCGGGGAUUACAACCUAAUAUACCUGGUUAUUGAAUGGAAGAAUCUUAAUGAAGACGACGGAAUGAAAUGGCUUCGGAUCCCUUCGAAUGUUAGGAAGUAUUACAUCCACGAUAACUUUAUUCCCAUUGAGAAAUAUCAGUUUAGUCUUUACCCAGUAUUUAUGGAAGGAGUUGGAAAACCAAAGAUAAUUAAUGGUUUCACCCAAGAUGGUGUGGACAAGCAGCAGAGUGAUGCAGGGCUCUAUGUGAUUGUGCCCAUAAUUAUUUCCUCUUGUGUCCUGCUUCUCGGAACACUGUUAAUCUCACACCAGAGAAUGAAAAAGCUGUUUUGGGAAGACGUUCCAAACCCCAAGAAUUGUUCCUGGGCACAAGGACUUAAUUUCCAAAAGCCAGAAACAUUUGAGCAUCUUUUCACCAAGCAUGCAGAGUCAGUGAUAUUUGGUCCUCUUCUUCUGGAGCCUGAACCCAUUUCAGAAGAAAUCAGCGUUGAUCCAGCUUGGAAAAAUAAAGAUGAGAUGGUACCAGCAGCUAUGGUCUCGCUUCUUCUGACCACUCCAGAUCCUGAGAGGGGUUCUAUUUGUAUUAGUGACCAGUGUAACAGUGCCCCCUUCUCUGGGUCUCCAAGCACCCAGGUAACCUGUGAGGAUGAGUGUCAGAGACAACCCUCAGUGAAAUAUGCAACCCUCGUCAGCCACUCGAAAACGGUUGAAACCGAGGAAGAGCAAGAGCUUCUACACGGUUCUGUCAGCAAGAGCAUCUCCAGCGAACACUCCCCACUGAGAGUGUCUUUCCCUAGCAGCUCCUGGGAGAUAGAGGCCCAGGCGUUUUUCCUAUUAUCAGAUCAGCAACCCAACACGAUUUCACCGCCAGUUUCAUCUUCGGGGUUGGAUGAACUUUUGGAACUGGAAGGGAAUUUCCCUGAAGAAGAUUCGAGUGAGAAGUCUAUCUAUUAUUUAGGGGUCACCUCCAUCAAAAAAAGAGAGACUGAUAUGUUUUUGACUGACGAUUCAGGAGUAUUGUGCCCAUUCCCAGCCCACUGUCUGUUUAGUGACAUCCGAAUCCUCCAGGAGAGUUGCUCACACUUCGUAGAAAAUAACUUGAAUUUAGGAACUUCUGCUAAGAAGACCUUCGUACCUUACAUGCCGCAAUUUCAAACCUGUUCCGCUCACAGUCAUAAGAUAAUGGAGACUAAGAUGCGCGACCUCACUGUGUAAUCUCAUUCAAGCAGUCUCUAGUGUUGUGUGCCCGUAGAGCCUAUCAUGUGUAAUAUAUUCUUUUAUUGUUGUGGAUGUGGGAGUCAAGUGUCAGAGUCUAGUGUGAAAAUGAUUGUUUUCAAAUUAAUUGUGCCUAUCUUCUCUCACUAACACAGACAAAACACAGAAGGAAGCCUUCAUGAGUCUAGCCAUGUAGAUGGACUCUCAUUGAAUAUACUGUCAAGCUAGACUGGGGUGGUCUCUUAUUUCUAAGAUCCCUGAGAUAUAAUUGUCUCAAGGGUGUUUCUUUUUGCCUCACCUUGAAUUGUCUUGUGUUGUGCAAAUUCACACAUGUGCACCUGCACAUUUAAACUGGCCAGGUGUCCUUGUGUGCUUCGGAAGUAUGUGACAUGUUUGUACUUUGUGCCACCCGACUGUGUUCUUUGAAUUCUCCUGCCAUUAAAUGUUGAAUAUAAUUAGAGAAUUGAACCCUACUCUAAGAAGUUACACUUUUGAAGAGGGACGGGUUAGCUCGUCACGUUGCAGCAAAGCCAGGAUCCACGACAAAGGAUGCAAGUUUCUGUUAGAAUGACACUUUCGUCACCAGCAGUGUGAGCAGUGUGGAGAGCUGGAUGCCAGCCUCAACUAGAGUGCCCAGGAGUGAUUGUUUUCUGAGGGAUUGCCACAUGCCACUGCAUGCCUCUCUAGAGUCACCAUCGUUCCCUGUCUCCACCAGGUUGCUAGUUCUCCCCGCAUUGGCUAUCACUAGAUAAAGCAACCACUGUACUCUACGGUUGCAUACUUUAACUUGCUGACUGCAAUGAUUGCACUAGGGACACACUCCACAUUUUCUCUGUAUCAUUAUCCCCCUGCCAAGGAUAAGGCCAUAAAGUCAUUUGCCCAAAGUCCCAGACUUAAUGAUCGAUGGAACCAGAAUUCAGAUUUAGUUCACACCCUUUAAAUGCUACUGACUGAGUUUUAGACCUAGCUCUUACAUUGCCAUGCUUUGAAAUCAAAACAACUGAUCUUAUCAAAGAAGACCCAGUGAGAGGAAACAGGGUGAUGGUUGAAUAAUUGAGACCUAGUCUUGGACUUGAAAACCGAUGUGGGGAUGUAUUGUUUAUUUCAGUGUUCGGUGUAGCAAGAUGACUCAAAGACAGCCUAGCAAACAAAAAGUCAGGUUAAAAAAAAAAAACCCUGCACGUUCAGGUGUCCACUAUCAAGAAGAAUUCCAAGAGUAUCAGUAUCGUCAGAGUGAAUACAUUAGUGUUAACGACAUGCUUACGUACUGCUAAGUGUCAGCAGCCUUUCACGCUGACCUGAGACUGGGGUGUUGGUUUUACCAUCAACCUAAGUAGAUCCUGUCCUGCCAUAGCUUCAUGAUGAGCAGUUCUAAGUGAUAAGACAGAUCCUUCACCGUAAUUAGAUUUUUUCCCCCAGACUUCAUGUUCAAUGAAACUGUCAGAUGCCAUGAAUUAGCAAAAUGGCCCAGGAUCCUACCGUCAGCUGAUGCCUGUUUUGGCAUGAGAAGGCAGAAGAGCACAGUUGGUGUUCUGUGCAAAGAUACAGGAAAAUUUUUGUUUCUACUGGUUUUCAGUAAUAAAUUAUUGCAUGUUGAAAUUGACCUACCUAUCACUUUUAAUAUUUAUCUAUUGCUAAAGCCUAUUAAUUGAAGGUACAGUAUAGGAGAGAUGCGAAAUUUAAAAGUUUUCCCACUCAGUGGGAAAUUAACCACUGGGCAUGUCUGCUGUGAUAGCAUGGGAUUGGGCUUUCUGGGCCCAGAUCAGUGUGUAAGAGAAACCAAUGGGUAUUUUCUUCAGCUCAGGAGCAAAAAUGGUGUGUGAGUGCCAGUGAAUUCAUAGAUCCAACAGUCAUUGAAAUGCUGCGGAUUUGAGCUAGAAGAGUCUAGGAACAGCAAAUGAAUGUGAGCGCAUUGUUACUGUGCACAUUUGAGUUAGAAGAGUCUAGGAAGAGCAUAGGAAUGUGAGCUCAUUGCUGUGCUGAGAUGAGUUUCCUUCUAAAAACAGAAAUCACGUCGGAAAGUCUGACUGACAUUUGCCGUCAUAGUCAGAGCAGGCUUUGGUUUAUGGGUACCCACAGAAUAAUGUCAAGUUUAUUGCCAGUGACUUGGGUUCUGAUUUCCACUUGUGAAAGAUGAUUUCACUAUUGCUACAUGCUAGUCACUGGGUCCUUGUGAAAACUGUUACUAAAUCAAGUUUUGUAAAAUUUAAGGAAAAUAUGUGAUAUUUGAUAACCCAGAAUAAUCCCACUUUUCUUUCCAAGGCUCCUAUAAAUGUUUAAGGGAUCAAGAAGUUCAAUAUGAAUGUUGGAGUUUUGUUUUUCAGUAGUUUUUGAACUUAUCUUUGGUGUUUGGAGUUAACCCCAAGCAUCACGCCAGUCUGCCAAGAGCUCUAAUUCACUGAGAAACAACUUCCAAACUCGACCUCUAAAAUCUUGUGAUGAAAUUGGAUGGUGGGGGCGCAUGCCUGUCAUUCCAGACCUCGUGAGGCAGAGGCAGGCAAAUCUCUGAGUUCGAGAUCAGCCUGGUCUACAGAGUGAGUUCCAGGACAACCAGAGCUACACAGAAAGACUCUGUCUUGAAAAAACAACCAAACAAGCAAAUAAACAAGCAAAAAGCAAGCCGGGCGGUGGUGGCGCACGCCUUUAAUCCAAGCACUCGGGAGGCAGAGGU